This is a messenger RNA of Linum tenue, 300 nucleotides long. Lineage: Eukaryota; Viridiplantae; Streptophyta; Magnoliopsida; Malpighiales; Linaceae. The record is from the annotation of a GenBank genome assembly.
UGGGUAUUCACUCACGGAUUUGCGCACAUGGAAGUGGUGUGGGAGCUAAAGUUCGACUGGGGCAAUUUCCCUUGGCGUCAAGUGACAUGUAUUAACAUCCAUGAAGAGACACACGGGCAUCGUUUGCUUCAACUACUGUGAGUUGUGGGAAGAGAAACUUUUGAGCGAUUGGAAGAGAGAAUGGUGUGGACAAACUUAUCUAAGGAUUAGGUCUGCUCAAAUGGUCUAGAAAACCAUUGAAGACCCGAGUAAUUUGCAACUUGAGGAAAUGAAUGGUAAAGCUACAGAUAUGCACGAGGC